Plutella xylostella (diamondback moth) is the source of this 3968-nucleotide messenger RNA. The record is from RefSeq and is a predicted model, not a curated record. Lineage: Eukaryota; Metazoa; Arthropoda; Insecta; Lepidoptera; Plutellidae.
UUCAAUCAACGGACUUUUGCUGAUGCGCUUAUUGGAGAAAUAUUUGAGAAUUAUUUUGUGGUUUAGUUUAGUGCUGUGUUUUUGAUUGAGUGAUAAUAUUGUGACACAUUUUAUGUUCGUUAAUUCAAAAUGAUGUCUGAAAAGGCAAGAAGAACGGAUAAAAACCAAAAUAUCCAGGUUUUUGUAAGACUCAGGCCGUUGAACCAGCGCGAGAGGGACAUCAAGUCGCUGGGAUGCGUGGAGGUGGUGAACAACCGCGAGGUGGUGGUGCGCCAGUCGCAGCAGACCUCGCUCACCAAGAAGUUCACCUUCGACCGCGCCUUCGGACCGCAUGCCAAGCAGGUGGAAGUGUACCAGGACGUGGUGAGCCCGCUGAUCGAGGAGGUGCUGGCCGGGUACAACUGCACCGUGUUCGCGUACGGACAGACCGGCACCGGCAAGACCCACACCAUGGUGGGCGAGCAGCCCGGCGACGCGGACGGGACCACGUGGCAGAAUGACCCGCUAGCCGGCAUCAUCCCGCGCGCGCUCUCCGAGCUGUUCGACGAGCUGCGCCUGUCCAACACGGAGUACACGGUGCGCGUGUCGUACCUCGAGCUGUACAACGAGGAGCUGUUCGACUUGCUGUCCCCGUCCGAGGACAACAGCAAGCUGAGGAUCUACGAGGAUGUCACGAGGAAAGGCAGCAAUAUUGUCAACGGGCUGGAAGAAAUUACUGUGUACAACAAGAACGAAGUGUACAAGAUAAUGUCUCAGGGACAGGAGAGGAAGCGAGUGGCUUCCACUCUCAUGAACUCGCAGUCCAGCCGCUCCCACACCGUCUUCACAAUAGUAGUCCACAUGAAAGAGAACAGUCCAGAAGGCGAAGAACUAGUGAAAAUCGGUAAACUCAACCUGGUGGACCUGGCAGGGUCAGAGAACAUCAGUAAGGCCGGGUCUGAUAACCCCGCUAAGAAGGAAAGGGCGAGGGAAUGUGUGAAUAUAAACCAGAGUCUGUUGACCCUGGGCAGGGUGAUCACUGCGCUGGUUGAGCGACAUCCGCAUAUACCUUACAGAGAGUCAAAACUGACGCGAAUCCUGCAAGAGUCUCUCGGCGGGCGCACCAAGACGUCCAUCAUAGCGACCGUGUCGCCCGGACACAAGGACGUGGAGGAGACCAUGAGUACACUGGAGUACGCGCAUAGGGCCAAGAACAUACAGAACAAGCCGGAAGUGAACCAGAAGAUGACGAAGAAAGCCAUUCUGAAGGAGUACGCGGAGGAGAUCGACCGCCUCAAGCGCGACCUGCAGGCCAGCAGGGACAAGAACGGCGUGUACCUAGCAAGCGAGACCUACGCGGAAAUGACGCUCCAAUCCGAGGAACAACGCAAGGAGAUCCAAGAGCUCAUCCUACACAAGCGAGCCCUCGAGGACGAGCGGGACAAGGCCGAGUCGGUGUUCGCGGAGCUCAGGACCGCGUUGAAACAGCGGGAGAGCCAGCUGAAUGAGACCGUGAGGCGGUUGGAUACUACGGAGGAGAAACUCAGCAGUACUAGCAAUUUGCUAGAAACGACGAAGCUCAACUACGAAGAGCAGAAGCACCUGGUGGCCAAACGUGAGGAAACCGAACGCCAGUUGUCAGCACAAGCUCGCGCGCUGCUGGCCACUGCUGAUGUGGCGACGGAGCAUGUCAGCAAACUACACGACACGGUGGAUAGACGACGAAACGUGGAGUCCACGAACCUGGAAGUGACAAAGAUAUACAGACAACAAGCGGCCAACGUGGAGUCCACAAACCUACAAGUGACAAAGACAUAUAGACAACAAGCAGCCGAGCAGCGGGCACUGGUGGCCGACAGCGUCGCGGCCUUCGUCGACGGACUCACAGACGCGCUGACGAACUUGUACCAGAGUACUGAGGCACACAGCACAGACAAUGUAAAAGUUCUAGAAGAAAACAAAUUCAAGAUUGAUGAGCUAGUUCAGAAGCUUGGUGAAGUUGUAUCAAAGGUGAAAACCCUAACAGAACAAAGAGCAACCAACAUCAGCGAACAAAUGACCAAACAGCGUGACAACCUGCACGCGAGUUUGGACCGUCAGUCGGGGGGUUUAGAGCUAUUGUUGAACAAGUUCCUGGCGGCGGUGGAGGCGAGCGUGGCGAUGGCUGAGGGUGCUGAUACGAAGGGACAACAGAGUGUGAAGAGCUUUGUGGAGCAAUGGUACUCCGGCAGCUCGGACCGGCUCGCCUCGCUCCGCUCCGCUCACGCCUCGUUCCUGUGCGCGUGGCGCGCGGCGGAGGGCGGGCGGGCGCGGGCGGCGCGGGCGCGGCGGGGGCGGCGCGCGGGGCAGCGGGGGCGGGAGCGCCGGCAGCUGCAGGCGCAGCUUGAGGAGUUGGAACAGGACCGCAUUGCCCUCAACCAGCGCAUCACGACACAGCUGUCAGACAUCGAGAGCGAGCGUCUCGAGACACAAGCUCGCCUGCAGCAGUGGUUCGAGGAAGAGAAGCGCAGGCUCGAGAGGCACUUGGAGGAGCAGAAGGCCGCUCUAGAGGACAGACUGAGGAAAAAGGCGGAAGCAUUGGAAGACGAGCUGAAGCGGGGCGAGGAACUUUUCCAGAGAUGUGUCGAACUGCAGCGCUCGCAACUUGACCUUUGUACUGAAGAGGAGAGUCACGACGAGGCGGCGCUACAGGAGUUCACGAGCGGGGCCGCCGCCGCCGCCGGGGUCGUCGAGACCUACGGUACUGCCUUCGACCAAGGCACGAGUGCAAUAAGUGCGGACAUGGAAGCGUUCAGCCACAACGUGGUGGAGGUGCUGACACACGUCACUGCGGAGCUCAUGACGGCUCUGAGGGACACGAAGCAGGGGAUUGAGUCCGGCGUGAAGGAGGCCGUAUCGACGGAGCAGCAGCACAUCGCGUCGUUCAAGCGCGAGUCGGAUGCCGUGUAUACCCAACAAAUGGAAGAAUGUGGACAAGACCUGCAACAUGUCGCCAGCGCGGUUGAGGAAGCGUCCACCUCCUCGCAAUCCACCCUCUCCUCCGUCGCGUCAGCCUCCGCGGCGCUCGUGCCCUCCUCUAGAGCCUUCCUCGCCAGCCAGGACGAGGCCUUACAGUCUUCCAGCCAACUUGCGAGCGCCUUCCGAGACACUCUGCAGAGAGAGCUGGAGAAACUGGCCGAGUUGGAUAGGACAUAUCUGAUGAAUGAGUACAAAGUGUAUUCGCCUUCUGGCGCGACGCCAGCGCGGCAGCAGUACCGCUUCCCGCGCGCGCUGGCCGCCACCUCGCCGCACGAGCGCAUCCUGGCCCGCUACCGGGACACGCCCAGGCAGCGAGAGCAGCAGGACUGCAUAGUAGUGGAAUCCGACAACGAGCCUUCCAACAGCGACACCGACUCGACCCUGUCGGAGGACUCGGCCGUGUUCGCGGAGCCCUCGCCCCCCGCCCCCGCCGCGCCCCCCACCCCCGCCGCGCCCCCCGCGCCCCCCGCGCAGGGGGUGGUCAAGUGCACGUCCGAGACGGAUAUCUAUGCUAUACGGAGGCAGCAACAGAACGGCAAGGAGAACGAGCGCGCGGUGCAGUCCGGCAAGAAGCCGUCCAAGCUGCCGGCGCCCAGCUCCGCCAACAAGCCGCUCAGCGAACGGAACACCACGCGGUGAUGGCGGGAGAUUUUCAUGAUAUUUUCCGCUAGAGGCGCCACAUUGUGACUGUAUAAUUUUGACUGUACAGUGCGACAAACUUAUCUGUUCCUGUGAGAGCGAACUCAAUUGUUCCAUAUCUCAUUACUUACUAAUGAAUUAUGUAUUGAUAUAGAUUAGGUGGGUUUAUUAAAACCGCAAGGGCGAAUCACAACUACGAGCAAACCUAAAAUCUUAUAGAAUUAAGAAAUAUUAGACAUUUACGUGAGCUCUCACCGGAACAGAUAAGUUUGUGGCACUGUAUGUUAUUAUAAGUAUUAAUUAUUACAAUAGGGAAUAUGCGAGUAUGUCAA